Messenger RNA from Didymodactylos carnosus, 1371 nucleotides. The record is from the annotation of a GenBank genome assembly. NCBI's taxonomy places the organism in Eukaryota, Metazoa, Rotifera, Eurotatoria, Philodinida, Philodinidae.
AUGGGUAAUAGCAUGAGCGAGAAAGAGAUUCAUAAGUUUGAAGGUUGUUGUCCUUUGACUAAGUUUGGAAUUUAUGGAAUUAAAAAAAGUUUCAAUGUUCCGAAUAUGCCAUGUCGUGAAGAUAGUGAUGAACAUUUACAGUUAAAGAAGCAUAUGAUGUACAAACAUAAUUUAUCGAAUGUGGCUUGUAAUAAAAUUAUUUUAUCUCUCAUGGCGGAAAAAUCAUCAAAGACGAAGAAAACAAAACAACAACGCGUUCAAAAUCUACAAUUUCACUCAUGUCAAGAAUUAUUUAGUCACUCAUUGCAUUGGCAUAAAGGCCGAUGUCCAUUUUCAUUUGGAUUUGCAAAUGUAUUUAAUUUAACUGAACAACAUCAUCAUAUUAAACAUUUUUUAUGUAAACAAAAUGCAAAACCAUGUCUACUAUUAUCACAUUUGAGAGUAUGUCAUAAUUUAAAUAUGAGAUGUGCAAAGAAAAUUGUUAAUGCAAUGAUGUCAUCUUCUUUAUCAACAUCCUCGCGCAAAAAUUCAUUGGCCAAUGAUAUUCGGGAAAUUAUUUUAUUUCAAAAAAAUGAUCAUGUUUUAAAUUCAAAUCCAAAUAUUUAUAAUGAUGAUAGACGUUUUCGACAUUAUUGUCCAUUAACAACUGAUACAACAUAUGAAAAUAAUUUACUCAAUGUACCAUGUACAAAAAUUAGUGAAAAAUUUUUAUUAUUUGCACAUUUACAACAUUAUCAUCAAAUGUCUGGAGAUACCGCUUUAAAAUUAGUUCGUGCUAUUCGUACCGGAACUGAAUCAUCGAUGAUUGAUGAAUUAUGUUUAUCUGAUUCUGUAAAUAAUAAUAAUAAUAAUAAUAAUAAUAAUAAUAACAAUAAUAAAACAAUUAUCGAUAUUAAUAUUGAUGUGGUUGCUUAUAAAUGUUUGUGUCCGUAUUCGUGUGCUGCUACUAAUUGCCUUCCGCCAACAAUAAAAAAUAUCAAAUAUACUCCGUGUGAUCGUAUUUUACCCGUAAAUCUCUAUCGUCAUUUAAGAAAUUAUCAUAAAUUCCAAUUGGCACAAGCAAAAGAGAUAACACGAACGAUUAUGGAAACGAUAAAAAAAGUUAAAAAAGAACCGAAGAAGAAUCAUGUGCGAUCGGUGAAGGAAGAUAAAAGCUUCACAAGUGAAAAUACUUUGUCUCCGCUAGUCAAUUUUGAUUUUAAAAAACUAAAAAAAGAAAUUAAACAAGAAGUAGAAGAAAAUAUGAAUCGACAGAAUACAUCAGAUAUCGACUGGGAUACAUCGUCCGUUUCAAUUGAUAUGAAUAUAGACAUGGACGACGAUGAUGAUGGAUCAUUAUUUUUAUCGUUCGAGCAAGAUUUUAAUGAAUAA